AUGACCGCCAGCAGGGCGGCGGCGACGCUGCCUUACAGAACGGCGGUGGUUGAUCAGUCCGGCCACGGCGAUUUCAAGACCGUGCAGUCUGCUAUCGACUCUGUCCCUUCAAAUAAUACCAACUGGGUUUCCAUCCAAAUCAACGCCGGGACUUAUAGGGAGAAAGUGGUGAUACCGAAAGAGAAACCAUUCAUAAUUCUGAAAGGAAGAGGAAGAAGAAGGACUAAGAUUGUGUGGGAUGAUCACACGUCGAUAGAGUGCCCUACGUUCAUGUCCCUAGCCGAUAACAUCAUCGUCAAGGGUCUCGGCUUUGUGUCAAAACAGAACUCUUACAACUACGGUGGUAGUAGUGAAAACGAAUUAUUGCCGGCGGUGGCGGCUGAGGUGUCGGGAGACAAGACCUCGUUUUACGGCUGUGGGUUCUCCGGAGUUCAAGACACUCUGUGGGACAAUGCCGGCAGACAUUACUUCAAGAGGUGCACUAUUGAGGGUGCCGUGGAUUUCAUAUUUGGAAAUGCCCAAUCUAUUUACGAGGUAUGCACUUUGGAUGGAUGGGAGUGUGCGAUAAGAGUAGUUAAAGGAGGAUUCAUCACAGCUCAAGCAAGAGAAACCGCAGAUUCUCCAAGCGGCUUUGUAUUCAAAGGAUGCACAGUCUCCGGCGUAGGUCUUUCCUACUUGGGAAGGCCAUGGAGGCCAUACGCUAGAGUCCUUUUCUUCAAGUCCAACUUCUCUCAAGUUGUGGAUCCCAGGGGAUGGGAUCCUUGGAAUCUUUCAGACCAGAAGGGAGUGAUCUAUGCUGAGUAUGGGAAUUUCGGACCAGGAGCAGACACAUCAAACAGGGUGAGCUGGGAGAAGAAGCUGUCAGUGGAUGUGUGGGAGAAGAUGACCAGUAUGUCUUUCAUCAAUGAGGAUGGAUGGCUACAAAGGCAACCCUACUGA
Molecule: messenger RNA, 939 nt
Organism: Linum tenue
Lineage: Eukaryota; Viridiplantae; Streptophyta; Magnoliopsida; Malpighiales; Linaceae
Source: the annotation of a GenBank genome assembly